GCGGCGGCGGUCAAGGAGGAGGUAGCAAGGGAGGAUGGAGUGGUGGCGGUGGUGGUCAAGGAGGAGGUGGCAAGGGAGGUUGGAGCGGCGGCGGUGGUGGUCAAGGAGGAGGUGGCAAGGGAGGAUGGAGCGGCGGUGGUGGUGGCCAUGGAGGGGGUGACAAGGGUGGGGGCAGUGGUGGUGGCCAUGGAGGAGGUGACAAGGGAGGAUGGAGCGGUGGCGGUGGCGGUGGUGGUGGAGGCAAGGGAGGUCCGGGAGGUAACUGAAACCAUAACUAGUAUGGAGAAUAAGGCCAUAGGCGAACGGCCAUAUAAACAUAGUUUGUUUGAUUCAGAUCCAUUUUCAGUAUAUAUGGAGCAGCCUGUUAUACCAUUUCAUUAUGUAUCCUAUUCAAUAAUAAUAUAAUAAAUGAAGUCUGAAUCUAUAUCUGCCUACUAAAAUGUUAAAUUUCAUUACUAUUUGUAAACUAAAAACAAACAUGAUGUGAAUUUCCUUAUUUUAUUACAUGGUGUUGACCCGAUCUAACGCGUUAUAAACAUAUUCUGUAAAACAAAAUAUGCUGCAUAAAUCAAGACCAGAACCAGAAAGAGUUACCAGUUAUCUGGUACUUAUGGAUCAAUCCGAGUUUUGUUUCAUCUAUAACAGGUCAAAUGGAUUAAUCUAAAAGGUUUAUCUCAAAAGGCAACAAAUCAAAUGGGUCUAAAUGAAUCCCUGAUAAUUAUGAUUGUUUUAUCAUUCUCGUAUGCUGCGUGUCAGUUUUAUCGCCACUUGUCUCGAGGGUGGGUUGGCCGUCUUUCUAAAUAUAGUCAAGAAAGCAUGAGAUGAUGCAGGCGGCUUGAAUUUGAAUGAGGAUAGGUUUUGAAGUAGGAGGUAAGUAGCAGGCAUGCUUCAUUUAAUGCUUUUUAGUAUAUAAAAAGGGCCCAAAAGACGCAGUAUUAGCAUGCGCAGAUUCUGAAAAUGAAAUCAAAGGGCGGUUUUGUGGUGGUGUUGGUUUUUGUGUGCGCGUUUGUUCUUAUUACAUCACUGGUGACAGCUGAAAGCUAUGAAAAUGACGAGAAAAGAAGGGAAUCGGCUGGAAAAAUGCAAGUAGGUGGAGGUAAGGAUGGUUGGGGUGGAUAUGGAAGUGGAGGAAACGGUGGCGGGUGGUUUGGCGGGGAUCAUGGAGGUGAUAAGGGAGGAUUGACUGGCGGUGACAGGGGAGGACGGAGCAGUGGAGGCGACAAAGAAGCAAGGGGAGGAAGAGGUGACAAGGGAUCGCGCGGUGGAAAAGGUGAUAAGGGAAGGAGGGGAGGAAGACGUGACAGGGGAAGGCGUGGUGGUGGCGGCGGUGAAAUUGGAGGAUAAAGUGGUAGUAGUGGUGGAGGCAGGGGAGCUCUCGGAAGUAACUUAAAACACGACUAGUUUGGAGAAUAAGGCCGUGGGCCAACGACCAUAUGUAUAUAGUUUGUUUGAUUCAGUUUUGUUUUCUGUGUGCUUGUAGUUAUACCAUUUCA
This is a messenger RNA of Helianthus annuus (common sunflower), 1493 nucleotides long. Its product is annotated as probable H/ACA ribonucleoprotein complex subunit 1. The coding region runs from base 958 to 1344 and encodes 128 amino acids. The transcript is spliced from 2 exons. NCBI's taxonomy places the organism in Eukaryota, Viridiplantae, Streptophyta, Magnoliopsida, Asterales, Asteraceae. The record is from RefSeq and is a predicted model, not a curated record.